Molecule: messenger RNA, 696 nt
Organism: Trichophyton verrucosum HKI 0517
Lineage: Eukaryota; Fungi; Ascomycota; Eurotiomycetes; Onygenales; Arthrodermataceae
Exons: 1
Coding region: 1-696 (231 amino acids)
Source: RefSeq, a predicted model, not a curated record
AUGAGACAGUCAACAUGCAUGAAGACGAACCGUCUCUUGCCCUGCAGCGAGCGCCAGAAGGGCCCCGGAGGCGUCCCUGACAUCCAAUCAAGCCGCGGCCGCCAUCAACGCCUCCUUGUACGACAGCGAGCUGAGCGGAAGAACGAACGAAGGCGUGAAGAACGGCUGUCCUACCCCCGUAUCGACGAUCGCUCACUACUGGCUGACCCAGAUCCGCAGGCCAUCAUCAUCGUCAGUGGCUACCUUGCAAAGUCAAGAACUGCUAGUCCAGUGAAAAUCCUCGUCUUCUCGCCUAUGGCUGGCCGGCUGAGCAAGCCGAGCUGCGUACUCUUAUUGGGACAGAAAAAACUCCGUAGCGACAGUCAGCGAAUAUCCACAGCCAAUUUCGCGGCAGACAGACUGGGGAUCCCGAUGAAGCUUGCUCAGUGGCUCGGUCUCUCGCUCAUCCUGGCAAGGGGGAUUUUCCUGGCAAGCCGUCCCUGUCUGUUCCUUGCAAUUCCUUGCUAUCCCUUGCUGGGCCCCCAUGCUCAGCAUCCAAAAAUAAGAAAGGCGGAGCCAGCGCCAGUGCCAGAGAGCCCUGACAGCGUUCGCAAGUCGCGGCAUCUUCCAGAGCUUCUUCUUCUUCUUCUUCUUGUCCAUCUUGAAACGAGAGUGCUGCCAAAGGGGACUGGUUUCAGGUCCUUUGAGGUCAAAUAA